CCGCGGGCGGGGACACCAUCUCCCAGAGCGCCCCGCGCCGGCCGGCGCCCACCUGCCGGCGCCCACCGGCUCGGAGCUGUCGGGUCUGUUUCCCGUCGGGUGCUGCGGGCUUUUCUCCCUGACGGCUUCUUGGCGGCCGCGACAGCGCGAUGGACAGCCCGGAGGUCACCUUCACGCUGGCCUACCUGGUGUUCGCCGUGUGCUUCGUGUUCACGCCCACUGAGUUCCACUCAGCCGGGCUCACGGUGCAGAACCUGCUGUCGGGCUGGCUGGGCAGCGAGGACGCCGCCUUUGUAUCCUACCACUUGCGCCGCACGUCCGCCACGCUGCUGUGCCACUCGCUGCUGCCGCUCGGGUACUACGUGGGCAUGUGCUUUGCAGCUUCAGAAAAGCAACUCUACUCCCCCAGCCAGGCCCCGGAGACCUGGCGGCUCUUCCUCCUGCUGGCAGUGACCCUGCCCACCGUUGCCUGCACCCUGAUCUACUACUGGUCCUGGGAUCGGUGGGCCUGCCACCCACUGGCCCGCACCCUGGCCCUCUAUGCCCUCCCGCAGUCAGGCUGGUGGGCCGUCGCCUCCUCCGUCAACACCGAGUUCCGGCGGAUUGACAAGUUUGCCACAGGGGCACCUGGUGCUCGCGUGAUUGUGACGGACACGUGGGUGAUGAAGGUGACCACAUACCGUGUGCACGUGGCUCAGCAGCAGGAUGUGCACCUGACCGUGACAGAAUCGCAGCAGCACGAGCUCUCACCAGACUCCAACCUGCCUGUGCAGCUCCUUACCAUCCACGUGGCCAGCACCAGCCCCGCUGUGCAGGCCUUCGACAUCCGGCUGAACUCCACGGAGUAUGGCGAGCUGUGUGAGAAACUCCGCGCGCCCAUCCGCAGUGCAGCCAACGUGGUCAUCCGUCAGAGCCUGGGCGACCUGUUCCUGGAGACAUUUGCUUCUCUGGUGGAGGUCAAUCCGACCUACUCGGUUCCCAGCAGCCAGGAGUUGGAGGCCUGCAUUGGUUGCAUGCAGACGCGUGCCAGCGUGAAGCUGGUGAAGACCUGCCAGGAGGCGGACGAGGGCGAGUGCCAGCAGUGUUACUGUCGCCCCAUGUGGUGUCUCACCUGCAUGGGCAAGUGGUUCGCCAGCCGCCAGGACCCGCAGCGCCCUGACACCUGGCUCGCUAGCCGCGUGCCCUGCCCCACCUGCCGUGCUCGCUUCUGCAUCCUGGAUGUGUGCGCCGUGCGCUGAGCCGGCCGGCUGGGCGAGGGAGUGGCCUUGGGGACCCCACAGCCACCGUGAGGAGCAGCCAGGCCUGCAGGCCCGUUUGUGUUGUCAGCCAAGGGUUCUUUUUCCGGCGUGACGUAGGAGGAGGGUUUUUGUUUAAAAAGGAGGUUUUCUGCUGCAGCUCUGGCAGUGACCGUGGGAUGGGGCUUCUGUGCCUCUGCUUCCUUUGCUUCCUGUUUCACCAGGUGGGACAGGUGCUGGACACAGAAUUCGGUGCGGUGUGGGGCCUGCUUCUGGAGCAUUCUGAGGCCACCUGAGCUGUCUUCUGGGAGACCGGGAGUCUGCCCCUGUGGCUCUACCCUGAACCACUUGCCUUAAUUUUAUGCAGCACACUUGCCUCUUAGUUACGUACCAGACCCAGGUUUAUCUAAACUGGUUGCAGUCUGUCCUCCGGGCUCCCAUCUCCAAGCUGGCUGCUGGCCUUGUGGUGUUGUGUCUCCUCCGCACCCCACCAGGCUGCUCUGAUGAUCUGGGGGAGAGUCUGACGGUGUAGGGAGAGGCCUGGGGUGCAAGUCCAGGGCGAGAGCACUGUCUGGGGCUUCCUGGUGGCUGUUCCUGGAUGGGGUGGCCCCUACCUGCUCCCUGCCUGGGGGAGAUCCUGGGCUUCCUGUUAGAGGCUGGGUGAGGGGCUGGCUUCUCUCAACUCCCGCUCUUUAGUUGCAUGCUUGUGGGGUUGCCUAUCUCUUGGAGAGGCAUGCACCUCCCCGCCUCCUGCUGCCCCCAUGAGUCCAGGGAAAGGCUAAGCUUCAGACUCCUGGUUAGAGGGGGCACUGAGCUGAAGACACACACAGCGACGUCCUACGUCCAGGCAACAAGCUUGUUGGGACACAGCACAGGGCCGGCCAGUAGGGUCCUCCUGUGUCAGAAAGGGAUGUGUGCCUCUUCCCAAUUCCUGGUGGCACAGUUGAGAGGGCAGUCCCGGGCCCAGCUCUGACAGAUGUGGUUGCCGGAGGGGGUCCUUGCUUGGAGCCCUCACAUUCGUAGUCCUAAGCCCCCUAAGCCUGGCUGUUUUAAGCAGCGGUGAUGGACCCAGCCGUUGGACUUGCCCAAGGCCACAUCGGAACCCCAGGGAUUUGGCAGUGGAGGUGGCUCAGUUUUGUGGACCCCCAGGGUACUCUGCAAAUGAAGGCUGGCCAUCAGAGGGGAGGACAAGCCUAGCCUCAGCCAGCCGUUUCCGGUGCUGCCAAAGGAGGGCUAGGUCAGGUUAUUUUUAUUACAAAAGAAAGUUACUUAGUUUUAUAAAGAUAAACGUAUUGUAGCUAAGCGAUACGGUAUUUAAUAAAAUGAUAGUCUGAAAACAUACCGA
Molecule: messenger RNA, 2580 nt
Organism: Acinonyx jubatus (cheetah)
Lineage: Eukaryota; Metazoa; Chordata; Mammalia; Carnivora; Felidae
Gene: TMEM129
Product: transmembrane protein 129, E3 ubiquitin ligase
Exons: 4
Coding region: 150-1238 (362 amino acids)
Biological process (GO): protein ubiquitination
Cellular component (GO): membrane; endoplasmic reticulum
Molecular function (GO): ubiquitin protein ligase activity
Source: RefSeq, a predicted model, not a curated record